Didymodactylos carnosus is the source of this 1754-nucleotide messenger RNA. NCBI's taxonomy places the organism in Eukaryota, Metazoa, Rotifera, Eurotatoria, Philodinida, Philodinidae. The record is from the annotation of a GenBank genome assembly.
UGAAGACGUAAAGAUGAGUAGUGAGGACGAUGAAUAGUGUAAAAGAGAGAAACAGGACUUAGACGAUGAUAAAUUUUGAAAAACUGUAAAAGUCUAAAGUAUUUACGACGUAGAGAGAGAUUUGGGAUUUGGAAUUUGUUUGAUUCCUCAGCCUGUGCGCUGCUAUAGUGUGUUCUACCCCUACUGCUCAACUUAUACAGCUUAUAACGCAACAUAAAGACUGUGUCGCAAAUACUGCCUGUCGGAAAUUUGUAUUCAAACCACUUUGUGUUUUAAAGGAAAGUUGAAAGUAUCAAUAUGAGAUUCAGAGAAAAAUCAUUCAUUCCAUUUUGAUUACAAAUCUCAUUAAAAACCGUCAUCUUCAAUGGGGAUUUCGAUGUUAUUUUUCUCUAUCUAAAAAUAAGGAAACAUGUAGAUAAUAAAAUCGCAAAUUUAAAAUUCACAUUAAAAUGCUCUCAUCCCACGUUCAGAUCCCACCAAAACUUAAAUGUGAUAUACAUUUUUUUUCCACAGCGGGACAACGGACAAAGUGUACAUGGCUACGUAGUUUGGAUUUAUUUAGUGUUCCGCACCAUUGUAUCAUUAGUCAUGAACAAAUAGGUAAUGCCAUCGAUUUCUCAUUAUAUAUUAUAUCUAAUGCGAGUGGUGGAUGUACAGAAAUAUCAUUAUUUAGUGAUUAUUUAUCUGCUUGUUCAAAACAAAUAGAAAAUUUGUCACGGAAUGCAAUUGAUAAUAUCGAAAUAAGAAAUUUAUGUGUCCAAAUCAAUUUAUCCAAUCUACAAACAUUAACGUCAAUUAAAUGGAUCAAAUUCGAAAAUUGUACAGUUGAAUUCUAUUUAGAUGAAAAAGAAGUGAAAAACACUUCAUUUCCAGAGAAGUGGACGUUUAACAAUGGUCGAACAACAACAUUUUCAAAUCUAAUUCAAAUGAUAAACCAUCUCAAUUCGUGGGUGGAACUUAAUUUAACCGAAUGCUUUGGCUCCAUACAUAACUUUGAUAAUUUUAUUCCAUUAGCAACAGGAUUGACAGGGUUGACGAUACAGUGUGAUCAGUUUGAAGUCGACCAACCUAGUGAAGAUAUUACGAAAAACAGUAUCUAUUCGACUAUAAGGGUGCUUCUUGAUUUGAAGGCAACGAAGUGUCCGAACAUCAGUGCUUAUCAAUGGCUCGGUGCCAAAAGAGGUCUUGAAGGGAUAAGUCGUACGUUGAAAUGUGAACAGCGGACAAUAAAGCUGAUAUCAGAAUCGUGGUUAGAAGAUGUUGACGAUAAUUCACCAGCAUUGAACAAGGAAUCAAAUGUCUCUGCUUUUACAUUGUCAAACAAUAAAAUGCAAAAUAGAACGACGGUUGCUGAUAGCAAAUUUUUUACCUCUAUACGUAUGACCAUAACAGAACCGACUGCGACGUCAAGUUUUCAACAAACAAACCGUGAAAUAUCGCAUACACUUUUUCCAAUACCAUUCAAUCCUAAGACGAUGAUGACAACAUCGAAAAUAGACGAUUUUGCAAAAAUUAUAGGAACAAAACCAAAGUUUAUUGUUGCAGCUACGAUAAACGAUGGAGCAAGAGAGCGAAGUGUUGCAAUUACAAUACCACUAUCGGUUACUGGUACUGGCGAAAUUCCAAAAUCGAAUAAACUGACAUGGUCUACUCCAGCGAUCGUUGCUGUGACAUUUGCAUGUGUCUCAGCCGCCGUUGUAUUAACAGCUUUUACGAUAGUUUUAAUAAGAUUUCUUCGGACUGUUAUCAAAUAA